AUGGCCACCACUUUCACGUCAACCAUUCACGACUCUAGGCAAUAUUUUUAUUCAACAGCAAUGGAUUCUUCAGCGGAUAAAGAAGAACGCAAGCGCGAGUACAAUCGUCUUGCACAAAGAGAAUUCCGCCGAAGAAGAAAGGAACACCUCAAGAACCUCGAGCAAGCCCAAAAAGAACAGAGCUCGGAGCAGUCUGAAGAGAUUGAGCGCUUGAGAUAUCAAAAUGACGAACUCAGAAGAGAGAACGAAACUCUUCGGGCGCAACUAUACGGUUCAACGACACAAAGUCUCCUACUUCAACCAGUAGGACAAAUUCCUUCCGAUCAUCGACAAUACUCUUUAUCCCCAUCUAUUUCUGGCGCAUCUAUUUCAAAUGCCGGUAGUCCCCCUGCUUCUUUAAGCUCGGAGAUGAUGUCGAUGGGCUCAAUACCAAUGACAUCUACGAUGAUUUCACCAUCCACAUAUGCAUAUGCCGAUUCGGCUGCUUUAUCUUCUCAGCCAUAUAUGGUACAUCAAUCCGGGCUCCGUCCACAUAACUCACAAAGCUCACCUGAUACAUCAGGAUACACACGGAAUGCUCGAUCUGCAAUGGGGCCUUCAAAUUUUCAACACCCCUCUCUAAGCGUCCCUCGAGCCAGCGGCAGUGGCAACGCUACCGACCAACAAACUAGGGCAUCCUCUUCCAGACAAAAUGUCUCGAUAACUACGGUGCCUUACAAUCGCAAAAGAUGUUGCAUUGAAAUUCGAGAACUUUUCCGACCACUCCUUUCCGACCCUUCUAUUGUGGAUGGCUCCUCUCCAGACCGUCAUCUCGCCCUUCUGCGCUCCAUGACUGACAUGCUUCCUCCAACCCUCAAGCCCAACACGUCACAACUCGAAAAAGCUCACUAUUACGCUAUUGAUAUGAUCGCUUCUCCUUCAUUGCGAGAACGACUGAUGGCUUUAGCUGGAGAUGUAGCGCUAAGCUUCAUUCGGGACUUUGGGAGUUGCAUUGGAGAGGCAGAUGACACGGGGCAAAUCAUUAUAUGGGGAGACGAUCCUUACAACGAGAUAUCUUGGGAGGUUUCGCAACCUUUAUUAGAGCGAUGGGGCUGGUUACUCGGCCGGGAUUUUGUGGACAGAAGCAAUGCAUGGAGGGCACAACGAGGUGCCCCAUCUCUACCUGAUUGGUAA
Messenger RNA from Botrytis fragariae, 1173 nucleotides. RefSeq names its product putative transcription factor bzip protein. NCBI's taxonomy places the organism in Eukaryota, Fungi, Ascomycota, Leotiomycetes, Helotiales, Sclerotiniaceae. The record is from RefSeq and is a predicted model, not a curated record. Bases 1 to 1173 code for a protein of 390 amino acids. Gene Ontology annotation, biological process: regulation of DNA-templated transcription. Gene Ontology annotation, molecular function: DNA-binding transcription factor activity. The transcript has 4 exons.